AUGUGGCCCCGCACCCGAGAGCUGCCCACGCGCUUCGCGCCCACGACCCAUUGGAAGCUCUUCCUGCGCGAGGACAAGCAGCUGCCCAGCGCCGCCGCUGCCAAGGCCCAAGCGCGCGCGCCGCACCACCGCCACAGCACCGCCGUCCGCGUCCGAGUGACGUCGUCUAUUCCGUCGCCCACGGGUCUGCUGGGUUCGGUCCACACCCACCUGUUCAGCCGCGGCCCACCCGCGACGCAAUCGAUCCCGCAAUCAGCCCGCUUCGACCCGCGGGUCGAGCACACCAAGUACACACCAAGUUCGGGACUCAUUCCGCCUCUGCACAAGCCGUUCCGCAGUAUCCAAAUAGCCAAGAGACAGUCGGCGGUUAACUCGGCAGCAGCGUCAGGUGCCAGUUCGGGCCAGCAGGGGGACGAGGAGUGCCAGCUGCCCAUGGACAUGGAGUGCGGCUGCAAGACCAAGCGCGAGAAGGAGCGGCAGGAGAAGGAGGCGCUGAUGCUCGCGGAGCGGAGGCGCAUGGAGCAGGCGCAGGACAACCAGCAGAAGGAGUACGACAAGAUGCACGCCAUGGUGCAUAAGUCCACGGCCGCCGGCGUGCAGAGCAGCUUCCACCGCCGCCACCUGCCGCAGGACUGCAUCGCGUUCUCGAGCCCCGAGGGCCGCAAGCUCUUCACCGAGGCCAUCAACAGCAACACGAACACCAACUACAUGCAGAUCUACUUCCCGCUGGCCGAGCAGUUCAUCACGCAGGCCGAGCCCGCGUACUGCGGCCUGGCCACGCUGGCCAUGUGCCUCAACGCGCUGCAAAUCGACCCGGGCCGCCUCUGGAAGGGCCCCUGGAGGUGGUUCAGCGAGGAGCUCUUUGACUGCUGCACGUCGCUCAGCGUGGCCAAGGAGAAGGGCAUCAGCAUGUCCGAGUUCAUCUGCCUCGCGCGCUGCAACGGCGUGCACACGGAGGACUACAGGGCCACGAGCGACUUCACGCUCGAGCAGUUCAGGGACAUUGUCAAGCACAGCUGCGCCACCAGCUCGGAGAUCGUCGUGUUGAACUAUAGCCGCAAGGUGCUCGGACAGACGGGAGACGGACACUUCUCGCCCAUUGGCGGCUACCACGCCGAGAGGGACAUGGUGCUGCUCAUGGACGUGGCCAGGUUCAAGUACCCGCCCCACUGGGUGAAGCUCUCGAUGGUGUUCGACGCGAUGCAGAGGAUCGACCAGUCCAUGGACUUGCCCCGCGGCCUCGUGAUCCUGAGAGAGGGAGCCCACGCCACGGGCCCCACGCUUGUCAAGCAACAGCUUAUCCAUUGCGACGAGCAGAUGGCCUUGCCCGUGGCGCAGGCGCCUCAGCCGUGUUGCUACAGCUCCGCGGCGGUCGAGGCGGCGCGCCGCAUCGCGGAACCCGCUGUGACGACGCAGCAUUAG
This is a messenger RNA of Phytophthora sojae, 1422 nucleotides long. RefSeq lists its product as hypothetical. Bases 1 to 1422 code for a protein of 473 amino acids. Gene Ontology annotation, biological process: cellular detoxification of cadmium ion; response to metal ion; detoxification of copper ion. Gene Ontology annotation, molecular function: glutathione gamma-glutamylcysteinyltransferase activity; metal ion binding. The record is from RefSeq and is a predicted model, not a curated record. Lineage: Eukaryota; Oomycota; Peronosporomycetes; Peronosporales; Peronosporaceae. The transcript has a single exon.